Messenger RNA from Tarenaya hassleriana, 2228 nucleotides. Its product is annotated as probable pectinesterase/pectinesterase inhibitor 34. The coding region runs from base 122 to 1975 and encodes 617 amino acids. Lineage: Eukaryota; Viridiplantae; Streptophyta; Magnoliopsida; Brassicales; Cleomaceae. The record is from RefSeq and is a predicted model, not a curated record. Gene Ontology annotation, molecular function: pectinesterase activity; pectinesterase inhibitor activity. The transcript has 3 exons. Gene Ontology annotation, biological process: cell wall modification.
GUCCUUCAUAGGCACACAGUUAUAUAAACAUUUAUAUAUACAAUAUAUAUAUGUCUGGAAUGUAAAAUAACGGAGAGGAAAAAAGAGACAUAUUUCUUUUGGCAUUAUCAAAUCAAGAACAAUGGGCUACGAGCGACUCGGACCAUCCGGAGCAACCGGGUUGGAAGCCGCCAUGGCUUCGAGCCACCCACACGCCGCCACGUCAGCGCCACCGGAGAUUGGUCGGAGCGACAUCAACAGGAAGAACAAUAAAAGGAAGGUUGCAGUACUCUCGUGUGUCGGAGUAGCCGCCGUGGCUCUCAUUCUAUUCGCCGGACUUUUCGCGGGCCUACGCGCCCGAGUCAAGCCGGGUCAACCCGCGCCUGGUCUGGCUCGGAAACCGAGUCAGGCGAUUUCCCGGGCGUGCGGAUUGACCCGGUUCCCGGACUUGUGCGUGGACUCGCUGAUGGAGUUCCCGGGAUCCGAGUCGGCAGCGACGCCGCGAGAUCUGGUCCACGUGGCUGUGAACAUGACGCUCCACCACUUUUCUCGCGCGUUCUACUCCUCCUCAGGCAUUUCCUUCCUCCACAUGCCGCCACGUGUCAGGUCCGCCUAUGACGCCUGCCUCGAGCUCCUCGAUGACUCCGUCGACGCCCUCUCCCGUGCCCUAUCCUCCCUCUCCGCCGCCGGACGAGCCUCUCCGGCAGCACCGGCCGACGUGGUGACGUGGCUCAGCGCUGCGCUGACGAACCACGACACCUGCACCGAGGGAUUCGACGCCGUAGACGGCGGUGGCGGAGGCAACGGAGUGAAGGACCAGAUGACGGCGGCGCUGAAGAAUCUGUCGGAGCUGGUGAGCAACUGUCUGGCGAUCUUCUCCUCUAGCGGCGGAGGAGACGAUUUUUCGGGCGUGCCGAUUCAGAAUCGGAGGAGGCUGCUGGGUGGGCGAGAUCCUCCCCGCGAGAUAUCGCGGGACGAGAAAUACCCGGGAUGGUUGAGGAGGAGGGAGCGCGAGUUAUUGGAGAUGCCCGUAUCGCGGAUACAAGCCGAUAUUAUCGUGUCGCCGGGUGGGAACGGCACGUGCAAGACGAUCGCCGAGGCGAUCAAGAAGGCUCCCGAGCGCAGCACUCGCCGGACAAUUAUCUACGUCAAGGCCGGGAGGUACGAAGAGAAGAACCUCAAGGUUGGUAGAAAAAAGAUAAACUUGAUGUUCAUCGGAGACGGAAAGGGCAAAACUGUCAUUUCGGGUGGGAAGAGCAUAUUCGAUAACAUCACCACUUUCCACACGGCGUCGUUUGCCGCGACGGGAGCCGGUUUCAUCGCAAGGGACAUAACGUUUGAGAACUGGGCCGGACCGGCCAAGCAUCAGGCGGUGGCUCUCCGUGUCGGGGCGGACCACGCAGUCAUUUUCCGAUGCAAUAUCAUCGGAUACCAAGACACUCUCUACGUCCACUCUAACCGUCAGUUCUACCGCGAAUGCGACAUCUACGGUACGGUCGAUUUCAUUUUCGGCAACGCGGCGGUAGUAUUGCAGAACUGUAGUAUCUACGCUCGCAAACCGAUGGAUCUCCAGAAAAACACGAUCACGGCGCAGAACAGAAAGGAUCCGAACCAAAACACGGGAAUAUCGAUACACGCAUCCAGGGUUCUGUCUACGUCUGAUCUGGUAGCGACGAACGGAAGUAUACAGACGUAUCUAGGACGACCGUGGAAACUGUACUCAAGAACGGUGUAUAUGUUGUCGUAUAUCGGUAACCAUGUACAUCCGCGAGGUUGGCUCGAGUGGAAUACCACGUUCGCACUCGACACUUUGUACUACGGAGAGUAUAUGAACUAUGGGCCGGGAUCGGGGCUGGAGCAACGGGUGAAAUGGCCGGGGUAUAGGGUAAUGAAUUCGACGGAGGAGGCGACUAGGUUUACGGUGGCUGAAUUCAUAUAUGGAUCGUCGUGGUUACCGUCGACGGGAGUGUCCUUUUUGGCCGGACUCAACAUGUGAUCAUGGGGUUUGUAUUGAUAAUUAGUUCAUUCUUACACCAUAAAUAUUUGGUUACAUGGGUUUGAUUUCAUCUUGAGGGAUGUGUUCAAUAAGGAUCUUGAUUUCGAUUUUACAAUUUAAAAAAAAAAAGAAUAGAGGGUUAAAUUCGAUGGCUAAUACGUUUGUUGUAAAGACGUAUUUGAUGAACUUGUAGAUUGAACGAUGAUGUUGUACACUUUGUGAACUGGAAAUUACAUAAAGCACGGUUGCGGUA